This is a messenger RNA of Galleria mellonella (greater wax moth), 1823 nucleotides long. RefSeq lists its product as uncharacterized. NCBI's taxonomy places the organism in Eukaryota, Metazoa, Arthropoda, Insecta, Lepidoptera, Pyralidae. The transcript has 5 exons. The record is from RefSeq and is a predicted model, not a curated record. Bases 812 to 1459 code for a protein of 215 amino acids.
ACAUGCACUAGUCUCCGACGCAAAUAUAAUAACGAGCACACAGCUAUACACAACGAUCAGUUUGUCUGGUGUCUUUGUAGGGGAUAAACGUUCGGAUAGAGCGCGCCCAAAGGCAGCGAUCUUUUCUUUUUUUUAUUUGGCUUCUAGCCGUUGUAUGGAGCGUGAAAAACCUACAUCAUUGGUGUUAGAGAGGCAGCGAGAGGCGCUCGCAAAGGGCGUCGAGGUUGCUAGCGAGCGAAGCGGAGACGAUGCCCAGCGGGAAGGCCCGGGGGCGGAGGCCGAGCCGGCCUCCCCCGCCGUCGGCCGCUGGGGCGCCGAAUGGCCGAGUUGACUCGCUUCGGUCGCGCGGGAAGAGCCGGAUCCACCGGAACCCGGCCUCGCCCGCGACGUGACCAGACUUCCCCUGCCGCCCGCGCGGUGGGGCCCGCCACGACGGCCGCUCGACCUGACACCGACUACGCAUGAGGAGCUCGCCACCAAGGCGGAGGCCGCUCUGCGCCGACUCCUCGUCACGGACAACUACGACUCCGUCAGCAACUUCAUCUCCCUCUUCGAGGCCUUCGAGAAAGCACCUGAACAACUCUACGACGUGUACGAGAAGUAUUCGCCGCCGAUACGGGCGAGGAAGCACACGUGUGUCGGAUUAGGGUUGGAGUUGAUCAAGAGGUGGCGAGGUUUGAACAAGGAGUUCGCCGGGUUCGCGGCGGCGACGGCGCUGCUGUCGUGCGAGGAGGCGGUGGUGGACGUGCGGGAGUACGUGUCGUGCGGCGACAGCCCCGCGGCGGUGGUCGCCGCCGAAAAGGAGCACGUGAUGGUGGGCGUGCAGAUUAGGAUCGACGGGCGGCCGGGACUCCUGCUGGCCGACCCGGGCUACCACGUGCCGCGGAUCGUCACCGUCAUGGCUGAUCGAGCGUACCCACAUACUGGUUGGUUCACACAAUCGGAUGAGCCGCACUGUCGCAAGGAGUACAACUACGUGUUCAGCCCCCAGAACAGCUCCUACGUGGAGUGGCAAGAGAGGGAGACCAGAGGAAGCGUGGUGAAGUGCCAAACCUCCCUGGUGUACGCCGCCAGGCCCUACCUGGACGGUGUCAAUGUUACUGAGAGGAGAAAUCUGGUCUACAACUUUAGGAGUCUUCUCUCUCGCGAUCAAAAGGGCCACCUGAUCGCCGGGCUGUACUUCCCGGUCGGCGCUCGGGGCAAGGAUGCACAAUUCACACUGUUCUUCGACAACGGUACCGAGAAACGGAAGACGAAGUACAAAUUCAGCACAUUCCUGGACACUGAUGACUUACCGCAAUCUUUAGACGAAGAAAUAGAACUCUGCAAUGCACAGAUGAACUACAAGGCUGGUGAACUACGUGGCAUCAUCUGCAAACUGGCAAAAGUCAUGUCCAACCAGUCAUUCAUAGACCAGAUGCUCGAGAUCAACGAUGACAUCUGCCGCCUGAGCCUCUGACAGUGGACACGAAAUGGCGUCCAAGACAAAAUGGCCAAUGACAAAAUGGCGGACGCCAACACUGAUGUAAUCAGUACUACACUUUAAAUUUAUAAAAUUUUUAUCUUUCUUUUCACCCAUUUUUCUUAGUUUUCUUAGAAUCAAGUAUUUUAACCGAAUUUCAAUAAGUACCUAUUAUUAAGUUCAGUAAAUAAUUUUGGGGAUGGGAUUUUGUUCACUUCGACUAUUAGAGGUUAAGAUUUAUUUGUAAAUUUCACUUUGAUUAUAAUUAUUUAAUUAUAAUUAUAUGCCAAAUAUUGUGUAUCUUAUGAUAAUAAUUUGCGCAAUUUGUUAUUUCCUAAAAUAAAUUUUGUUCCAACCACAA